AUUUCAAGAGAUGGCUUCACAUUUAAAUCUUACUGAGGAGGCAAACGGAACUCGUUUGAGCAAACUUUUAAUAAAUAAAGGAACGCAAGCCUUGAAAGAUACAUUGCAAUCUUUAUUAAAACCAUCAAGUUUAUCUGCUACACUAAAUGAUCCUUCUGAAAAGAGUAAAUUGAAAUCAAUAAAAGUCAUUGGCAAAGAUCAAUGGGAUCUUCUUUACCCGUCAACUGGUUCACCAGACAUUAAAAACUUUGAUAUCUCAUUGUUGACUGUCUUAUUGCGAAAUAUAUGUGUUCUAAGAGCACCAGCUGGUGGAUGGAAUAGUCUUCCUCCCGCUUCGGAUACCUCAGUCUCAUCCAAUAUUGCAAGAAUAAAGUAUUAUCGAAACAAAGUGUAUGGUCACAUAACCAAAACUAAUAUAGAUGACAGUGAAUAUGAGGACUUGUGGCAGGAAAUUUCAAAAGCAUUGGUUGGUUUGGGUAUUCGACAAACUGAAAUAGAUGAAUUGAAGGAAGCUCCUCUCAGUCUUGAUGAGGCGAAUUACAUUGAAAUGUUGAAAGACUGGCAUAAGAAAGAUAAAACAUUGAUUGAGACGGCGGAGGAAAUCAAAAAUAUUGCUUUUGAUACAACUAAGAAAGUUGAGGAACGCAACGAAGAUGUCAAAGUGAUAAAAAAUGAUCUAGCUGACAUAAAAGAGAUUUUACUUGACAAAACAAGUUCAGAUCUCGAGAAGCUUGCAAAGUUUAACUUUAAUGGUCUCAUCAAAGAACUAAACAAGAUGUACUUCCAAGGCACAAGACAGUGGUUAUUUGAAAAACUUCACAACUGGUUUAACGACAAAAGUGAAGAUGCCUCAAAUGUCAUGGUGUUGAUCGCCGGUCCUGGUGUUGGUAAAAGUGUGUUUGCUGCUGAGGUUUGUCGACGGUAUUCUGAAAAGAAGAAACUGGCUGCUUGUCAUUUCUGCAGAUAUAAUCGAUCAGAUUAUUCUAAUCCUCUAAGGUUAAUUGAAUCAUUUGCCAGUACCAUGUGUGAUGAAAUAUCUGACUUUGAAUCUCAAUUAAAGAAAGGUUUGAACAGAAACCAUUCCAAAAAAUCGAUUUCCGAUGCAUUUCGUGUUUUACUCAAUGAUCCAUUGCAUUCGUUGCAAGAUCAUGAACAAAUGCUUUUGGUCAUUGACGCAUUAGAUGAAAGUCAAGUUAACGGCAAAAGUGAAUUACUAGAGUUGAUAGCGAAAGAAUUUUGCCGACUACCUAAAUGGAUUAAAAUUUUUAUCACUAGUCGUCCAGAACUUCCUGUUCAAAAUGAAUUGAAAGAAAUGAAUCCUGUCGAAAUAAAAACCCAACCUCGUGAUGAAAACAACGAAGAAGACCUGCACAAGUAUUUGAAAUAUCAGUUUAACUAUUGUCGCUCUGGGAACACUGAGUAUUCUGUUUCUGACGACGUUUUAAGAUUGUUAGUUGAAAAAUGUGAAGGGUCUUUUCUUUAUGCUUAUCACGCGCAUCAAGAGCUAAAAUCGGUAGAUGUUGAACUGACCCAGGAAAUUAUUGAACAAUUAGCUCCUCUAGGGUUAAGUGGUUUCUACAAGAAUGAAUUUCUUCGAGUAAAAACAUUAUUAAAAGAGAUAAGUUUAUCGACACACAAUAUUGUUUUUGCAGAUGAAAAUUUUAAGAAGUUUCUUGAAGUGCUGGUGGCCUGUCGAUAUUUUCUGCCCCAGUCGUUUGUUUUCAAGUGUUUAGGCUUACCUGAUGAUAUCAAGUUUGAAGAUAGCAAUAAAAUCAUUGAAAUGAUAUCUCAAAUAUUACCAGCUUACGAUGAUCGUGUAACCGUGUAUCACAAGUCUCUUAUUGAUUGGUUGAAAUCAGAUGGUUAUAAAGGACAUGAGUUUACAGUUGAUUCUCAGUCCAUAGUAAACGGGCAUCAGUUAUUGUGGCGUGCUUGUGAGAAAGAGUUUCAUCACAUUAAGUCGAUAAACAUUUUUGAAGAUAAAAUGAACACUGCUACGACUGAAUAUGCUUUGGAGAAUGGGAUAUAUCAUAUGAUAGAAUGUGGCAAAAAUGUUGACUUUAGUUGGGCAGCAGAUGUCAAAAUUGUUUUCGCGAUAUCCAUGUUGAAAAUAUUUAGAUUCUUACGGAGUAAGUCGGACUUAUUUUAUACAAGGAAUCAACAUGAGAUAAAUAUUUUGUCAGUUACUAGCCAGUGGCGUGUAAUUGUAAAAGAAAGACGAGGUUUCUUGAGUGAAGAUUUACUUCAGGAAUUAUCACGCCUUGUCAGUUCUGGUAUAGGCUGUAUAUCGUUUACACCCAUAUCAUAUUUUUUACAAUUUAUUGCAAAUAGAAUAAAUUUUAGUGACGAGAAAAGAUUAUUGGCAAAGAAUUUAUUGAAACAAGGAAAACUUGUUUGGUUUGAAGAUUUAUUCCCGACUACUCAAACAGAUUAUUCGACCGUCUCCAGCAACACUAAUACCUCCAGCAGAUUUGAUAUUUUCAGUCUUGAUUUUUGGAGACAUUUGCUUUCGAAACAUCUUUGGAGACGUCCUGAGAGGAAUCCUAAGAGGUUUCCUUUCAAAAGUUGCUGUUGCUUUUCACCGGAUGGAUCGUUGUUGGUCGCCUUCGUUCGUUCUGGUCCCGUCAAAAUUGUUCUUUGGCACAUUGAGCGUUCUUCCAUUGUUCAAAAUAUAUCCACGAAAAUGAAGAAUGCUUUAGGAUGUUGGUGGUCGAAUGGUUUACUGUGGAUGUGGGAUGGUUCUGAAUAUUUUUGGAAAAUAUCAAUGUCAUCUAAUUGUUUUGGUGAUAAAAAGGUUAAACAUGUAUACAUUGGAUUCAAACCAAAAGAAUUUUUAACAUUUGGUGACGUCUUAGUUUGCAUUGAUCAAGAAAAUGUCGUUCAAGUUGUUAGAAUUGCCAACGGUGAAAUACGAUAUAACAAGUGUCUUCCUAUCGAUAGUUUUGAUUGCAAAGUAGCUGUAUCACCUGAUAAUUCCGUUAUUUUAAGUGUCAACAAAACAAAGUUUACAAUAUGGAAAUGGAGAAACACAGACGACGAACUUUACCUUGAAGCUUGGCACACUGCAGAAAUACCAGAAAUACCCGAAAAUUCUUACCCUAAAGUAUCUGUAGAAGAUUUCCGCUACAAUUGCAAUUUUACAAAUGAUAGUAAACAAGCGGUCCUAUUUUUAAGUUAUGAAACAAUACGUAAUGCUGUCUGUCUUAUUGAUGUGCAUUCGACUGGGAAUGUGAGCGCUGUUUUGUCAUAUUUGGGAGAUAGCAUAAGCGACGUCUUAUUUGUUUAUAAAUCUUACUGCAUUGGAAAAAAUGACUAUGGCUUUAUAACAGCUCUAGAUUUAAAGAGUGGUGAAAAAUGCGCGUGGAUUGAAAUACACGAAGAUCGUAAUGUCCCUCCUGUGAUAUAUAUGCAUUCCGAAACAGGAACUGUCGCUGUAAUAUCAGGUGGAGAAUUCAAUGAACGCAAAAUUCAAUUUUUUAAAGUUAAUGUUCCUGAAUGAAUUAAUCAUUGAUCAAUAUAACUUACAAAAAAAUGUUGAUAUUUCCUGAUAAAUACGCAUCACUCAAACCAUGAAGUUUUUUAUGUAAUAAAUAGACAAUUAUUGAUGGUGUCUACAAAGAAGUAAAAAAUAUCGCCAAUACACAUUUAAUAUACACGACAACUUUUUUGAAAAUAG
Molecule: messenger RNA, 3676 nt
Organism: Xenia sp. Carnegie-2017
Lineage: Eukaryota; Metazoa; Cnidaria; Anthozoa; Malacalcyonacea; Xeniidae
Exons: 1
Coding region: 11-3499 (1162 amino acids)
Molecular function (GO): protein binding
Source: RefSeq, a predicted model, not a curated record